Leopardus geoffroyi (Geoffroy's cat) is the source of this 1907-nucleotide messenger RNA. RefSeq names its product VRK serine/threonine kinase 1 (gene VRK1). Bases 125 to 1363 code for a protein of 412 amino acids. The transcript is spliced from 13 exons. Gene Ontology annotation, cellular component: cytoplasm; nucleus. NCBI's taxonomy places the organism in Eukaryota, Metazoa, Chordata, Mammalia, Carnivora, Felidae. The record is from RefSeq and is a predicted model, not a curated record. Gene Ontology annotation, biological process: signal transduction; peptidyl-serine phosphorylation. Gene Ontology annotation, molecular function: protein serine/threonine kinase activity; ATP binding.
CCAAUGGGAAGGCUCCAUACUGCAGGGUGUGACGGGGCCGGCGCCGCAGAGGAGUUGCAAGUCGGCGAAAGCGGCGGGAAGUUCGUACAGUGCAGAAGGCAACGCGUCUACGGCUCGGGUGAAGAUGCCUCGAGUAAAAGUGGCUCAGGCUGGAAGACAGGGCCCCACAAAGAGACAACUUGCCGAACACUUUGCAGCUGGGGAGAUCAUCACUGACAUGACGAAGAAGGAGUGGAAACUAGGAUCCCCCAUCGGCCAGGGCGGCUUCGGUUGUAUAUAUCUUGCUGAUCUGAAUUCUUCGAAAUCUGUGGGCAGUGAUGCACCCUGUGUUGUAAAAGUGGAGCCCAGUGACAACGGACCCCUCUUUACUGAACUGAAGUUCUACCAGCGAGCUGCCAAACCAGAGCAAAUUCAGAAGUGGAUUCGUACCCAUAAACUGAAGUACCUGGGUGUUCCUAAGUACUGGGGGUCUGGUCUACAUGAUAAAAAUGGAAAGAGUUACAGGUUUAUGAUAAUGGAUCGCUUUGGGAGUGACCUUCAGAAAAUAUACGAAGCAAAUGCCAAAAGGUUUUCUCGGAAAACUGUCUUGCAGCUGAGCUUAAGAAUUUUGGAUAUUCUGGAGUACAUUCACGAGCACGAGUAUGUACACGGAGACAUCAAGGCCUCAAACCUUCUUCUGAGCUACAAGAAUCCUGACCAGGUGUACUUGGUAGAUUAUGGCCUUGCUUACCGGUAUUGCCCGGAAGGAAUUCACAAAGAAUACAAAGAAGACCCCAAAAGAUGUCACGAUGGCACGAUCGAAUUCACCAGCAUCGAUGCGCACAACGGCGUGGCCCCAUCAAGACGUGGUGAUUUGGAAAUACUGGGUUAUUGCAUGAUCCAGUGGCUUAGUGGCCAUCUUCCUUGGGAGGAUAAUUUGAAAGAUCCUAACUAUGUUAGAGAUUCCAAAAUUAGAUACCGAGAAAAUAUUGCAGGUUUGAUGGACAAAUGUUUUCCUGAGAAAAAUAAGCCAGAUGAAAUUGCUAAAUACAUGGAAACAGUGAAAUUAUUGGACUACGCCGAGAAACCUCUUUAUCAGAACUUGCGAGACACUCUUCUGCAAGGACUGAGAGCCAUAGGCAGCAAGGACGAUGGCAAGCUGGACCUCAGCCUUGUGGAGAACGGAGGCCUGAGAGCAAAAACAGUAACAAAGCGAAAGAAAGGAAUCGACAGCACAGAAUCCAGUGUUGAAGAUAUGGAAUGCUCAGAUACACAGACAGAAGAGGCCACACAAACCCGUAAGUUGAACGGAAGAGCUCGUGUUUGUAGAGUGUGGUCACAGUGCCCUCUGUACGUACACCGUAUUAUUUGCUGUCCAUCGUGAUCAUGAAGUUGGGGCGGGAGGUGCUCUCAUUUUGCAUCUAGGGAGCCCACGACACGGAGCAUUCAAAUGCCGGAGCCAGAACUCUCUCUUCCAUUUCCGCACAUUGAUCUACGGAACGGGGUGAGCGGACUGUCCGGACCGGGCGAGGAGUUCCUGGGCUUACUGCAGCUGCCAAGCCCCACUUGCCUGAGCCGUCCGAGCGCUCCCAGCAAAGUGUGCCAACUCCUCGUUUCUCUGGACAAGUUGGGACGCAAGGAGUUAGAGCCUCGGGUCGUCACCUUUCAAAGCUCUUGAAGCAAAAAGCAAAGUCUACAGUCAUUUCCGAGGUGGCUUGUAGGCUGGUGCCGAAGGCUCCCCGCAGCGCGGGGCGGUGCCAGCGUUGGCGUUAGGAAGGGGGCGCCUGCAAAGGGCGCAGCGAGGGCGGGCUGCGGUGUGGUCGGCUUCGAAAGCGGCGCACCCGUGGGUGGCUCAGGAAAAGGGGCACCUGGUCCAGGUUUCACAAGAGGGGAUUUGUUGGACUCGGUGAAGAAAUUCAGUGCUGGAG